CUUUGACGUGCGGGCGGAACUCUAACACAUCAUAUACCCGUGUUAUUCCCAUUGACGUUUUGCCAUUGUAUAUAUUUCAGCAACAAUCACAUUCUUACAUUGUAGCUACAAAGCUAAGAACAUAAUCUCAAGACCUGAACCAGUUCCCAUUCAUAAAAUCACAUCACAAGGCCGCAAAUAUGGUGAACAAGAAAGCGCAAAAGCCAUGCUACGUCCUUGGUGUGGGAAUGACCAAGUUCAUCAAGCCAAGAGGCAAGGUCGAUUACACCGAGCUGGGCUUCGAAGCUGGUGUCAAAGCCAUGCUGGACGCCCGCAUCAAUUACGAUGACGUUGAUCAAGGUGUUGCAUGCUACUGCUACGGCGACAGUACUUGUGGACAGCGAGUCUUCUAUCAGUUUGGCAUGACGCAAAUCCCCAUCUACAACGUCAACAACAACUGCUCAACCGGAUCCACCGGCCUCUUCAUGGGACGGAACAUGAUUGCGCACGGCGGCUCCGACUGCGUACUUGUCGUCGGCUUCGAGAAGAUGUUCCCGGGUAGUCUCCAGUCAUUCUUCAAUGAUCGUGAGAACCCAACGUCUACUUCACACAAAAUCAUGAUGGAGACGAGAGGUGUUACAAAUGCUCCCGGCGCUGCUCAACUUUUUGGUAACGCCGGUCGGGAGUACAUGGAAAAGUACGGCGCGAAGCUCGAAGACUUUGGCGAGAUCGCUCGUGUCAACCAUCUGCACUCGAAGGACAACCCGUACUCGCAAUUCCAGCAGACGUACACUCUCGAUCAGGUCAUGAAAUCUAAGAUGAUCUUCGAACCCCUUACUAUGCUUCAGUGCUGCCCCACAUCCGAUGGUGCUGCCGCAGCGGUCCUUGUAUCUCAAGAGUUCCUCGACGCUCGUCCGGAGCUCAAGAGCCAGGCUGUUCUUAUUGCAGGCCAGUGCCUUGCUACAGACUCCCCGAACCUCUUCAACAAGAGCUCGAUCGAGCUUGUUGGGUAUAGCAUGAGCAAACACGCUGCCAAGACCGCGCUUGAAGAGGCUCAGGUCAAGGCCGGAGACAUCAAGGUCUGCGAGCUACACGACUGUUUCUCUGCAAACGAGAUGUGUACAAUUGACGCUCUCGGCCUUUGUGAGCCAGGAAAGGCGCAUGAAAUGGUCCGCAGAGGUGACAUCACGCACGGCGGCAAGGUUGUUAUUAACCCAUCUGGUGGCCUGAUUUCUAAGGGCCAUCCGCUCGGCGCAACUGGUCUUGCUCAGUGUGCUGAGCUCACAUGGCAGCUCCGUGGCUGGGCCAACAACCGCCUUGCCCCCGACGCUGAAGCUGCUCUGCAACACAAUCUCGGCCUUGGUGGCGCCGUUGUCGUGACAGUAUACAAGCGCGCCGAUGGCAAGACGAACGCGAAGCUCUCUGAUGCUGAAGUUGGAAAACUGUCUGGUCUGGGUUACAACCCAGCUGUCGUCGCAAAGGGCUUCACGCCUCAGCAAGUCGACCAAGUACGAUCGAAGAAAUCCAGAAGUGAUUGGGCUCUGCAGGAUAUUGAGCAGAAGGUUGAGUCACGUUUCUAGAUAUCCCAAAAUGUUUGUAUAAUGCAUCGUAACUUCUAUGAGCGAGCGAAUUAAUUACUAGUCAAUUGAUGAGGAGAUGAACAUGAUGC
Pseudovirgaria hyperparasitica is the source of this 1648-nucleotide messenger RNA. RefSeq names its product putative Non-specific lipid-transfer protein. Gene Ontology annotation, molecular function: acyltransferase activity, transferring groups other than amino-acyl groups. The record is from RefSeq and is a predicted model, not a curated record. Lineage: Eukaryota; Fungi; Ascomycota; Dothideomycetes; Acrospermales; Acrospermaceae. The transcript has 3 exons. Bases 180 to 1559 code for a protein of 459 amino acids.